Messenger RNA from Anopheles marshallii, 765 nucleotides. RefSeq names its product collagenase-like. Gene Ontology annotation, molecular function: serine-type endopeptidase activity. Bases 1 to 765 code for a protein of 254 amino acids. The record is from RefSeq and is a predicted model, not a curated record. NCBI's taxonomy places the organism in Eukaryota, Metazoa, Arthropoda, Insecta, Diptera, Culicidae. The transcript has a single exon. Gene Ontology annotation, biological process: proteolysis.
AUGAAACUCUUACUGACAGUUAUAGCUGUUUGCUGUGUAACCAUCGUCCAGCCCCUAACACGUCAAGUCGGUGGGAAGGACGUGUCAGUUCGGCAGUACCCAUUUAUGGCCGCCAUUGCAUACGCACGCCAACUCAUAGGAAACGGUGCCAUCAUUACGCCAAAAUGGAUAUUAACCUCGGCCAGUGCCGUCUAUCUAUCCCCGCCCAGUGAAUACAACAUUGUGCUGGGUGCGACCGAUUUCUAUGGCCAUGCCAAGUGGUUUGAAGUGUGGAACAUCUUCAAACAUCCGGAGUUUGUUGGAUGGGAUAAUAACAUCGCCAUGGUGCUGAUACGUGGUCAUGUACAGUACAGUGACACCAUACAACCAAUCGACAUCGGCAUGCUCUGGCCGGAAACUAUCGAAGUGACGAUGUUGUCGUACGGCAGGAAUGAAGACGAUACGACGCAUCUGCGCGGUGCAACGUACACCCUGAUCUCGGACAACAUCGAAUGUGUUAGUCUGCUGAAGGAGUAUAUGGCGAAGGAAAUAAUAUGGCAACAGCAUGGUUUCUGUUUGAUACCUCCACCCGGUACCCAGCAGGGACAAUGGUUCAACGAUGCAGGUGCACCAAUAGUGGCACACGGUAAGCUGUACGCCGUGUUUGCCUUUACUGAGCAUGAGGGGGGAGUUAAUGAGGGAUCGGUCGCUAUGCGAGUGGCCAGCUAUCUGGGUUUUAUUCAAUCGGUCAUGUUUCGGAAUAUUUCAGGCUUAAUAAAUAAUUAG